CUUAGGAGGGACUCUGCUAGUGAAGCAGACUGCCGUCGCGCACAUUGCGUGCUUUUAUUCGAGUGACGUAGACCAAGAGUACUUCCUCUAGAACUUCUUGAAAGAUGGGCCCUUGCGGACGCGCGUGCAAACGCGCUACAACUGUCAGUGUCGUUGUUAAGGUUUAUAGGACUUCUUUAUAGGAUUUCAUCUCUGUACAGAAAGAGAAACAAAGUGAGAAACACUGUAGUAUCUUUUGGCUGACAAUCGUGAAAGAACUUCUAAAGAUGACGAUACUCAUCCGCUUAACAAUAAUUUGGUAAGAAGAUAAGCUGAAGUCUGCUGGUUUAUCUAGUGGACCCACACCUAACCUAAGCAAAACUACGUCAUCGACAGCUCUAAUCUUGGUUCUACGGUUAUGGCGCGCCAGCAGAUGCUUCGCACAGAAAAGCAACCCUCAGCCAAAAAGGCAAAUACGGAAGUGCAGAAAAAUGAGGCAGACGACCAGAAAAACCAUGUGGAAACGGAAGAAAAGAAAUCGAAUGAGAAGAAGGUCAAGACGGAAGAGAAGACUUCUGUCAAGACGGAAGAAGGAGCUACAGUGAGUGAGGUAUAAUUUAUGAUAUUACUUGUUCAGUGUUUGUUCUUGUUGUGACUAUUUCAGAAAGUCGAUCGUUUGAGGUUUAGUAAUCAACCUAAGUAUCUUUAUGAUGUAGUUAGUUCACAUAUUUUCGCUUCAUGAUGGGCACCAUAUCUGUUCAGCCGAGUACAACGGUGGUGGAGAGUUCUGGCACGAAAGCGGACGUGGAUCAUGCAGCGCCUAAGUAGUUUUAUUGAGGAGGGGAUCAAACACGGAGAGGAGAGCAGUUUUCCAAAUUAGAAAUGUGUUUGGGUAUCAAUUCUUCGACUGCUGUUUUUUCUUUCUGAGCAUUCGCCCUUGCCGUAUUGUAAACGGUUUUAUUGAUGUAAGCCAGUCACUUAUGAAGACUAGUCGUGUGACCUCCAAGCUUGCUACUCGCUGUAUGUAUGGAACUCUUAGAGGGCACCUCGCAAUCUUUUAGAGCUAUCUUUGAUAUCUCACUCUGCUAACAGGGCACCUCGCAAUCUUUUAGAGCUAUCUUUGAUAUCUCACUCUGCUAACAGAGCACCUCGCAAUCUUUUAGAGCUACCCCUGUUAUGCGUCCCCUGUUAUCGCAUUAUGCGUCCCCAAAAAUAGCUACCCCUGUUAUCUUAUCACCUGCGGAAAUAUCUUUUACAAAGAAGGCGAGUCAGCUUUUCCGAGAACAAGAAAAAAUGUUGUAGAAUUUAAUUCUUGAUUUUGAAUAUUUUCAUUACAUCAUAAUCAGAACCAUACUUGGAUUAUUGUCUCAUCAAUUGUUUUCUUUUUAUUCCCAUCUGUCUUACCUACUUCGAUUGCAAACAUCAUUUUUGUUCUUCUAUCAAGCUAAUCUACGUGAGUCUGAAUGAGGCUGAUUCUGGUUUCCGUCUAUUUUCUGUUUCCUGGUGUGUAGAACGUUGACAUCCAUCUCUGUUCACCCUCUGUCUCCCCUCAGCUGUUGAGGCCGGAUUAGUCCGGGCUCCAUUCUUCGGGGAGCGGAGUUCUGAUUAAAGCCCACGUGCCCAAGGCGCGUGUUGGCUGGUUCAUUUCUGGCUGAUAUAGAUAUUGCACUUUUUGAACUAUUUAUCACUGGUCGACUUUUUGGUAGAUUGUACUUUUUGAAUUAUUUUUACGCGACAACUAGCAAGUUAUGAUGAUCGUUCCUGAUAUUUGUUGAGUUGUAAAGACCAUUCUCAAAAAAUAUGAUGAUUAAUGGUUAUUAUCGUGGCAUUCCUUUGUGAAGACUAACUUCCAACACUUGUUUCUGUCUAAUUCGAAUAUGCAUGAAAAUGAAUAUCUCGUUUCGAAGUGUCGCAUGACCCCCCUUGAGUAUUAUGAUUUGUUGUUCACUUUUAAAUUUCACUUGUUGUUUCUAUUUUUCCACCUAACUUGUUGUUUGCGAGGGUUCAUUCAGAGUCCAUUUUCACAUGUGAAUUUGUGUAGAGCUACUUAGUGCAUGUUAGUCUUGGGUCGUGCAUAAAUCUUCUGCGCAUAGAAAACAUCGACUUCAUGAAUGAUAUCACGGUAAGUCUUAGACCUACUAGUGUCUGUUCAUUUUCCUUCAUGAGAAAGAGUUGUGCAUAGGUGAAUUUCCACUGUGCAUACUGCUACUCUACAGAACAAGAAAAGUCAAUUUUAUACCUUUUCAGCUUCUAAUUUAUCACAGAGAGGUGGGAUCUGGCGGAAGCAUCACGUAAAGUAGAUCCUUUUCGGCGUUUUCAUAGGCGUGAACGCUGACCUCCCCUGAGGCGGGCUAAUUCCUAUCCCAUCCAUCACGACAAUCCUAAACCAAGGGGGGCAGCAUAUAGUCCUAUGGGAAAAAAAGCAUCCUCUGAAUGACUCGGGCUACCGCGCUUCGCCCCCCGAUCGAUUGAUUGACUGUUAGUGAAUGAACCUUCUUAUGGAUUCGCAUGCCACGCUGGAGAUGCGGGACGAGCGAUUUAUUUCUUCUGUCAUCCACCAGAAUUUAGAUGUUGUUGCCAUUCUCGU
Molecule: messenger RNA, 2566 nt
Organism: Amoebophrya sp. A25
Lineage: Eukaryota; Dinophyceae; Syndiniales; Amoebophryaceae
Source: the annotation of a GenBank genome assembly